This is a messenger RNA of Saccoglossus kowalevskii, 3233 nucleotides long. RefSeq names its product progesterone-induced-blocking factor 1-like. Lineage: Eukaryota; Metazoa; Hemichordata; Enteropneusta; Harrimaniidae. The record is from RefSeq and is a predicted model, not a curated record. Gene Ontology annotation, cellular component: microtubule organizing center. Gene Ontology annotation, biological process: cilium assembly.
GCUGGGUUUGUUGACGUCCAAAUUCGUGUUCACUCGCGGUUGAAAAUAUGGCGAGGAGAGAUCUUUCGAUGACAUUUAGUGAAAUGAGCUCAGAUGAUAUAAGUACGUCUCUGGUAACUGAUGACAUCUCAGCCGAUGAAAGCGAAUUUGACCGGAAGAAGCGUUCUAAAGUGACCAAGCAGUUGAUCGAACGCAAGCAACUUCUUCAUGAUUUGCAGCUGCUAAAAAUCGAACUAUCGCAAAAAAAUCUGACGAUCGACAAUCUAAAUGCCGAGAGCAGUAGCAAGAUAGACGAAUUGGAAGAAAAGCUUGCAGAUGCAAUUCGCGAGAAACAGCUGCUGAGAGCGAAACUCGAAUCCCAGUUGAAGCUACACGAUGAAGACGCAAGGAGGCGGCAACAACAUCUGCAGGGUGAAAUUGAAGCAAUCAUGAAAAGACAACACCAACUAGAGAAAACAAACGCCGAACUCCAGCGAAAAGCAGGCGAUAUCAGACGAAGCAUAAAAGAUAUCGACUUAUCAGAAGAUGAAUAUUACGAAUUGAAAAAUAAAAAAGACGACCAGAUGACUUUAAAAGAAUAUGUUGCUUUGACCUAUCAUGACACAGUAAAUCCUCUUAAAUUCCAAAUUGAAGAUUUAAAAGCUAAAAAUAAAGUUUUGGAACAAGAUAUGAACCAAUACAGAGAUGAUUACCAGAACACCAAGCAGGAUUAUGAGCAAGAAAGGAAAAUACGAAGUGAUCUGGAAGUGAGGUGCCAAAGACUGACCUUGGAAUUGGCAGAUACCAAAUCACAGAUACAGCAAGAUGAUUAUAGACGGGAAAACUAUAGCCGAGUCAAAAGUGAGCGAGAUGAUCUUGAACAUGAUUUCCUAGACGUGCAGAAGCAGUAUAACUACACUGAUGCUGCCUACAAAGCAGUUACAAAGGAACGUGAUGAUCUACUUAAAGACUUGGCUUCAAUUAAACAGACUGUCACUUUACUACAACAAGAUAAAGAGUACCUUACUAGACAGGUAACAGAGUUGAACACAAGAUACCAUCACACUGACGAGCGCCUACAACAAACAUUCACGCAGCUAGACAAUGCUAAAAGAUCUAGAGAGGAAAUGUAUGACAAAUACGUUGAAGCAAGGGAUCAAUUCAAAGCAGAAUAUGAGAAGAAAUUAAGAGAUGAACUUGAUUCUAUCAGAUUGAGAACUGACGGUGAAAUUGACAGAUUAAAGGCCAGUACUAAAGAAAUGUAUGAACGAGAAAACAGGAAUUUACGAGAAGCAAGAGAUAAUGCAGUCUCUGAACGAGACAGAGCACUGUCAGCAGAGAGAGAUACAAACACAAAAUACGAAAGUCUAUUGGCGCAAUACAGACAGGUGCAAGUUGAAGCUGAUAACAAAACUGCUGAUCUUCGAAAUGAAACUAAAUUGAAAACCUUUGAAGCGGAACGCACACAAAUGGUUCAUGAGGAAACGGUGAAGACUUUGAGGCAAUGUCAGUUGGAAAACGAUAAAUAUCAAAAGAAAAUUGAGGUUUUAACACAGGAGUACUACGGUCUACAGAACACUACCCAGAAGAGAAUCACUGAACUGGACACUGAAAACACUGAGAUGAAGACAAAACUGACCACGUAUGAGAAACUAGAACAAGAAUUAGAUGAUGUAGUUAUGCAAGCAGCUGACAUUGAAGAUGAAAGUGAAGCUGAAAGAGUUUUAUUUUCUUAUGGUUAUGGAGCAAAUGUACCAACCACUGCUAAGAGAAGACUUAAACAAAGCGUGCACCUAGCAAGAAGAGUUCUACAGUUGGAGAGAAUGAACACGUCAUUACGAAAAGAUAUUGAAAACGGAAAAAAGAAACUUAAUCAGAUUUCAGAAGAGCUUUCCAAUGCAAAUAAUUUAUUAGACCAAGCACAGCAGCCGUAUAAUUAUUUAAUAGAAAGUAUUAGGAUGAGAGACUCGCAAGUACAGCAACAUAAGAAACACAUUGAAGCCUUGGAGGAAGAUAUGGAGAGGAUGAGUGCUGAGCGAGCAGACCUUGUCAAAAGUAAGAAUCUCAUGUCAGCUGACUUGGAAAGGUUAUUGAACCAAAGAGAGGAAAUGUCUGUGAUGAAGCAAGUUGUGUUGAAUCUAUCUAGUCGUCGUCAUGGUGAUAAACUUUCACAUCAUGUAGAAGCACCAUCAUCUAAAUACAGUCUACAUAUCCCAGAACACGAUUAUGAUGAUGAACCAUCUCCCACUAUUUUUACAAAUCAAGACCCCCCAAAAUGGUACAGGAAAUUAAAAGAUCGUAGUGCUUCUGAAAGAAGUAAAUACUCCACCGUCUAUGCCAGUGCUAGAUGAAGAUAAGAUUUACCGAUUACACGUAUAAGAUUUUGAAAUGAUGUCUUACAUGACAUUUAAAUUGGGAUAGACUUGUGGUAAAUAUGAUAACAGGUUCCGAAAUAAUCGCUGUUACCAGGGAAACGAUGAUGGGUUGGGAUAAAUGAGAUAUGCAACCUUUGAUGUCCAUUUCGUCUUGUAAUGCUUUCUCUCACCAGUAUUUAGUGAUAGUUUGGUCUGUAUAGUGUAUGAUUAGAUUACUUUUCACACAUUUCUAUGACACAGUGAUGCUACAACCUUGAACCUUGAUGGACGUAAUUUUAUUUAUCUACAUUUUCAAAUGUGGUAAUCAGAAUUCAGCGAACAGUCUUCUCUGAAACCCCACGACAGAUAGCUACAAAGCUUAUUUUGAUAACUAUAUUAGCUUCUAAAAAGUUGAUUGAUUUAAUUCAUAAAGCCUUUAGUUUUUGUUACUUCUACAAUACCAUAUAGGCAUGACAUUUGUUGAACCCCACGCAUGGUUUUGGAUGGCACCACAAUGUUAUCACUUUAAUAAACAAUAUCAGUCAUCCAGCGACUACAUUUGAGAGGAAAUUCCCAGCAUGCAAUGUCCAACCUAGAUUAUUUUACUUGCCUUGGUUCUUGGUGAAGCUGUUGUGUUUCAUCACAUUUGCAUGUGUGGUAAGAUUAGGUCACCAUUAAUUCAAGUAGGUUGUAUGGUUUGGUUUAACGGACCUAGGAAAACACAGAUUCUAGGCUAAUUUAUUAAUGGAUGCAUGCAUGCAUGCAGUCUACACUCAAUCUAAAUGGUGUUAACUAGUUCCAAAGCUGAAAUUAAAGGAUUUGUUAAUUUUCAAACUAAAUUCCGCUUUAGCACAGUGUAAAAUUGAUGUAAAAGACAUACUGUGGGGAUCACACAUGCUA